AUGUGUUGCUGCGGUGGAGUACAUUACAAAGCUUUAAUGAAAAAAAACUACAUUAUAUGGAAGAGAAAUUGUUGUGGUUCUUGUUGUGAACUACUCGUCCCUAUUUUGAUAGCUCUUUUAUUCAUUGUCUUCAGAAGAAACUUGACAAGAACAAAUAUAGAUGACACUUCUUAUAUCUAUCAUUAAAAUUAUCUAUAUUCAUCUCCUGUACCUAAUAAAAAUGAUUACAAUGAACUAAAACCGGAUAUGAUCAAUUGUUGGACUAGAUCAAAGAACGAUAGUCCUAGAUAUAGAGAUGGAAGCGUAUUUUUGAUUCCUGGAAAUGACCCUGUAGUUUAAAGAUUACAAACCAUUAUGUCUUCAUAUGUUUCACCAUAAGGAAAUAUGUUUACCUUCAAUUCAAACUAUAACACUUUAGAUGAUUUUAACAACUAUAUUACUGGAGAUAAUUACAAUGAGGAUGUAUGCUUUGCUGUUAGUAUUGAAAAGUAAUCAACAGGAAUAUACAAUACAAGAUUGAUGUUUAACACAACUGGAAAUUAACCAGAUUAGCAUGAUAUUCCUGAUACAUUAGGGCCAGAAGUUAUAGAUUAUAAGCCAUAAUAUAAAGAUACAUUUUAUGAUCCAUAUUUUACUUACGGGUCUCUAUAGGUAAAGACAUGGAUAGAUAAUGCGCUUCUAUAAGUACUGAGCAACAACAAUAAUGCAAAAAUAGACAUUAGUAUUUCGCCAUUAAAAUAACAUGCGUAUGUAGAUGAUACGUUGGCGAGCGUAAUGUAAGGAAAUAUGGCAACAUUUUUAGUACUUCCUCUUAUUGUUGUCUUUUUAAGAAUGAGCAGUACAAUUAUGACAGAAAAAGAAAAGAAAAUUAGAGAAGGUAUGAGAAUUAUGGGUAUGUAGGAUACUCCUUUUUACUUAUCAUGGAUAUCUUGGUAUAUGAUCAUCUACACAAUUAUUUCUAUUAUAGUAACUUUAAUUUUGAAAGGAUCAGUGUAUAAAAAUAGUGAUAUCACACUUAUCUUUGUAUGGCAUUGGCUUUUCUCAAUGACUUUAAUAGCACAAAGUCUGUUUAUCACUACAUUCUUUACAAAUGCUAAGUUAGGAAAUAUUGUUGCAAUGGUAUUCUAUCUAUUCAUGUAUAUGUUCAAAUUCAUUAUUAGUUCUAAUAGUGAUGCUACUGAGUAAGCUAAUAAUACGGCAGCUCUAGCCUCUUAAACAGGUUUGUCCCUCGCUUCAGAUGUGUUUUUACUUGUAGAAACAGAAGGUGUAGGUAUUGGAUGGGGAGAUCUUGGAAAAGAAGUAAACAACUUUAGAGUUGGAACAUCAAUUGGUUUGUUUAUUUUUAACUUUGUUUUCUUCAUGCUAUUAGCUCUAUACUUUGACUAAGUUAUACCCAAUGAUUUUGGUAAAAAGAGACAUCCACUAUUUUUCAUUACUUGGAUGUGCAAAAAGAGAAAGGAAUAAACUAAUUUUGAUUAAGAGGAAAAUGCAAACCUAAAUAUAAAAGAUAAUAUUGAAGAUGUUCCUGCUGCUUUAAGGCAAUAAGAAAAUUAGCAAGAAGUACUCAAAAUGAAUAGUGUUUAUCGUGUAUAUCCUAAUGGCAAAAAGGCAGUUAGUAAUUUAUCUCUAACGAUGUAUAAGAAUUAAAUUUUCUGCCUUCUUGGACAUAACGGCGCAGGUAAGACUUCAACUAUAUCUAUGCUAACAGGUAUGUUAGAGUUCAGUUAAGGUAAUGCUGAAGUAUUUGGUAAAGAUAUUGAAUCAGAAAUGCCAUAAAUUCGUUAAUUUAUGGGAGUUUGUCCUCAACAUGAUAUUCUUUUCCCUGAUUUAUCAGUAAAAGAACAUUUAGAAUUAUUUGCAGUUUUUAAAGGAAUGGACUCAAAAGAAAUUCCUUCAGCAGUAGAAAAUGCAAUUAGAGAUGUAGAUUUAUAGGAAAAGGCUAACGAGCUCAGUAAAAAUUUGUCUGGAGGUUAAAAAAGAAGACUUUCUGUUGCUAUUGCAUUUAUUGGUGGAUCUAAAUUAAUUUAUUUGGAUGAACCUACUUCUGGUAUGGAUACAUCAGCUAGAAGAUAUAUCUGGGAUAUGCUUAAAAAGUUUAAAAAUGAUAAAAUUAUAGUCCUUACAACUCACUUUAUGGAUGAAGCUGAUUAUCUUGGUGAUAGAAUUGGUAUUAUGGGAGAAGGAAGACUAAUUUGUUGUGGUUCAUCAGUAUUUUUGAAGAAUAAGUUUGGAGUUGGUUAUAAUUUGACAAUUGUAAAGACUAGCACAGAUGUAUCAUCUGAUCCUAUCAUUAAUACUGUUAUGAGUAUAAUUCCUACAGCAAAUAAAAUUUCAGAUGUUUCACAAGAAAUUGCUUUCUAACUCCCAAUGAAUACAGUAUCCUAAUUCGAAAAAUUGUUUUCCACUUUCGAUAACUAGCUUCAAUCUUUAAAAAUAUCUACUUAUGGUAUAUCAAUUACUACAUUAGAAGAAGUCUUCUUAAAAGUAGCUCAUGAAAAUUCCUCUGAAAAAUAAAACGAUUUUAUAAAAGCUGAUAAAAAGUCAAGGGUAAGCCCUUCAAACGAAGAACAUGGUGACAAUCAUGCUAAAAAAUAAGAAGAAAUGGAAAUUCCACUCAACGAUUAAAACAUUGAUAACUUUGAUCUAAAUUCAGUCAGAAUACAAAAUCCCAUAAAAUUAUUCUUCGCUCACUAUUUUGCAAUUAUUGUAAAAAGAGCAUUGUAUUUCAAGAGAGAUUUAAGAGGUUUCAUCUGUGAAGUAUUCCUUCCAUGCUUAAUGGUUGUCGUUGGUCUUUCAAUUAUGCUAAUAACAUUUAUAAGAGAUUCACCAGCUCAGCUUAUCACUCCUGAUCUAUAUGGUAACAUGCUUAUGAAUUAUGGCGCAAGUGGAUCAGUAGCUUAAUCAGAUUUAACUAACCUCAUUAAUUUACUACCAACUUAGCUUACUUAGAAAUCCUAAUAAGUUUCUAACAGCAUGGAUGCCUGGGACUAAUCUAGCUUUAAUGAUAAAUAAUUGAGUAGAAAAGGUGCUUAUUGGGUUAACUAAACAGAUAAUUUAAAUUAAGUAUAUAAAUAUUACUCACAAGUCUAAACUAUUUCAAGAAGCUCACCUUUGUAUUUCGUAAGCUUUAUGAAUUAGGCUAUCAUUAACUUAGCUACUAAUUAAAAAAAUAUUCAAAUUACCACAAUCAACUAACCUCUAAGAUUAACAGCAAAAACAAAAAGUUUGAAAGGUACAGCUGAUGGUAUUGUAUCAGCUUUUAUGUUCUCAAUUGGUCUGUCUUUCAUCCCUGCAUCUUUGAUAACUUUUAUUGUAAAGGAAAGAAAUGACAUGGUCAAACAUCAGCAUUUAGUUUCUGGUGUCUCUUUAAACUCUUAUUGGGGAGCUAAUUUCACAAUUGACAUCCUUAAGCAUGCAUUCCCUGCCGUAUUUUGUAUGCUGAUGGUUCUAGCUUAUAAUAUUGAUGCGUUUACGUAGUAUUAGAGUGAUUAUUCAGCAAUUUGUCUACUUUUUAUUUUAUAUGGAUGGGCUAUUAUACCAUUUAGCUAUUUGACUUCAUUCAUCUUUAAAGAUUAUGGUACAGCAUAAGUUACUAAUUUCUUUAUUCACUUUAUUAUGGGAGCUGUCGGUCCCUUGGUUAUAUUUAUCUUGAGAAUUAUAGAUAGCACCCAUAAUGUUGGUCUAGGAUUAGGUUGGGUCUUCCGUCUUAUACCAUCCUUCGCAUUUGGAUACGGUGUAUUGAAUGUAGGUUCAAGAAAUUUAUACUCCUAAAAAGAUAAAGUUAAUUAUUAAACUUUUGAUUUAAAUAUCUGUGGUGGUGAUAUACUCAUGCUAUGUAUAGAAGGUGUUUUCUACAUUUUAGUUGUGGCUUUUCUUGAAUAUGCUUCACAUAAAAAAGGAUUAUCAUAAUACAUGACUGGUGAAAAUAAAGUUCCUUAUGUUGAAAAAGAAUAUGAUGAUGAUGUGCAAAAAGAAAUGGAAACAAUUGCAAAAUCUUCUCCUAGUGAUUAUACUGUCAGAGUAAAAGAUCUUAGAAAAGUAUUUGUUCCUGCUAAAGAUAGAAUUAAAGUAGCUGUUGAUAGAGUCUCUUUUGGUAUCAAGUAAGGAGAAGUAUUUACUCUUCUUGGUGUAAAUGGUGCAGGUAAAACAACUACUUUUAAGAUUUUAUCAGGAGAAAUUCUCCCUACAAGCGGCGAAGCCCAUAUUGCAGGAUACUCUGUGUAGAAUGAACUCGCAUAGGCACGUUAGAAUAUAGGGUAUUGUCCUUAAUUCGAUGCUCUUUUAGAUAAUUUAACAGCCCGUGAACACUUGAAUCUAUAUGCUGCAAUCAAAGGUAUUCCAGCAGAGAUGAGAGAUGGUUUAGUAGAGAAAAAACUAGUAGAGAUGGAUCUCAAAAAAUUUGAAGGCAUUCUUGCUGGUACCUUUUCAGGAGGAAAUAAAAGAAAACUUAGUGUUGCUAUUGCAAUGCUUGGUUAACCCUCAAUUGUUUUCUUAGAUGAACCUUCUACAGGUAUGGAUCCAGUAGCAAGAAGAUUCAUGUGGACAGUUAUUUCACGUAUUUCUACUGUGAAUAAAUCAUCUUCAAUCAUUCUUACUACUCACUCCAUGGAAGAAGCCGAAGCACUUUCAACAAGAGUUGCUAUCUAAGUAGAUGGUGUUCUACAAUGCUUAGGAACUAUUUAAGAAAUUAAGCAUAAAUUUGGUAAGGGUUAUGAAGUAGAAGUCAAGAUUCAAAAACCAACCAACGAGGAAAUAACUUAGCUUGCAUAAAGAGGUGGUAUUUAAAGCUUAAAUAUUAGAAUUGGACCCUAAGAUUUAAUGAAUGUACUUCAAAGAUUGGGAAGCACUGAGUUAUUCUCUACCAUAGCAGAAAAUCAAACUGGCCACAUCCUUUAUAAAGAAAUGAACUCACCUAAUGGACUUUCUAUCGAAUUAUUAAUGGAAUAUGUUUACAUUGAAAAUCUCGGUAAUAAAAUUAUGAGUUUUAUCAAUAGUACCUUUGGUAAUUUUGACAUUAUUGAGCACUUAGCAGAUUUUUAUAGAUUCCGUAUUGAUACUCAUAUUUCGAUUGGUAAAAUAUUUGGUGAAUUUGAAAAGAAUAAAGCUGCUUUAAAAAUAUCUGAGUACUCUCUUAAAUAAGCAACCAUUGAAUAAAUAUUUAAUAUGUUUGCUGAAGGAAAAAUAGGUAUUAACUAACACUUAAAAAGAUAAUCUGUUAUUAGAAAGAACUCUUACUAACAAGCUCAACGCCGCUAGUCAUAAUAACAAUAAAAUCAAUUACCCAUUUAAUAGUAAGGAAGUAGAAAACACAAUGAUAUUGAAAUGCAGUAUGUUUAAAAUAGCAAUCAAUGA
Tetrahymena thermophila SB210 is the source of this 5352-nucleotide messenger RNA. RefSeq names its product ABC transporter family protein. Gene Ontology annotation, molecular function: ATP binding; ABC-type transporter activity; ATP hydrolysis activity. The transcript has 18 exons. Gene Ontology annotation, cellular component: intracellular membrane-bounded organelle; membrane. The record is from RefSeq and is a predicted model, not a curated record. Lineage: Eukaryota; Ciliophora; Oligohymenophorea; Hymenostomatida; Tetrahymenidae. Gene Ontology annotation, biological process: transmembrane transport; lipid transport.